This is a messenger RNA of Monoraphidium neglectum, 420 nucleotides long. RefSeq lists its product as hypothetical. The record is from RefSeq and is a predicted model, not a curated record. The annotation marks the transcript as partial. Lineage: Eukaryota; Viridiplantae; Chlorophyta; Chlorophyceae; Sphaeropleales; Selenastraceae. The transcript has a single exon.
CUCGUCAAGCUCACUUAUGAGCUGCGAAUCGAGGCCAAGGCACAAGGGAUGCUCAUGGACACCACCACCCUGGCAGCGGGCGUCCUCAUAUGCAGGGACCGGCCCCCUGUGCAGCCCGCCGGCGGGUGGCCGGCCCAGGCGCGGCCGCCGCAGCCGCAGGGCUGGGACCGGCCCCACGUGCUCGGGCCCGCGCUGUACGCGGUAAACCCCCACGGCGCCGCGACUAAUGUGACGCAGGGGCAGAUGGACGAGCUGGCGCGGAGGGCGGACGCGGGAGACGCCGCCGCGCCCUCCGCGCCGCCCGCGCCGGCGCCGGCGCCGGCGGGGGCUCCGGCGGAAGGGGCGGGGUGGAUGGGGCCGCAAGGCAACCUUGGCGGCGGGGGCGGCGCUGGUGUGGCAGGCUACCCCGCCAUCCGCUGA